Messenger RNA from Molossus molossus (Pallas's mastiff bat), 974 nucleotides. Its product is annotated as isopentenyl-diphosphate Delta-isomerase 1-like. The record is from RefSeq and is a predicted model, not a curated record. Gene Ontology annotation, biological process: isoprenoid biosynthetic process; isopentenyl diphosphate biosynthetic process. Lineage: Eukaryota; Metazoa; Chordata; Mammalia; Chiroptera; Molossidae. Gene Ontology annotation, cellular component: cytoplasm. Gene Ontology annotation, molecular function: isopentenyl-diphosphate delta-isomerase activity.
UUUAUUUUUCUUUUCUCUUAGGAUUCUAGGACCAUCAGACAUGUUAUAACAAUGCCUGAAAUCAACACCGACAAUCUUGAUAAGCAACAGGUUCAGCUCCUGGCGGAGAUGUGUAUUCUUAUUGAUGAAAAUGACAAUAAAAUUGGGGCUGAGACCAAAAAGAAUUGUCACCUGAAUGAAAACAUUGAGAAAGGAUUAUUGCAUCGAGCUUUUAGUGUCUUCUUAUUCAAUACUGAAAAUAAGCUCCUGCUACAACAGAGAUCAGAUGCUAAAAUUACCUUUCCAGGUUGUUUUACCAAUACUUGUUGUAGCCAUCCUUUAAGUAACCCAGGAGAGCAUGAAGAAAAUGAUGCAAUUGGAGUAACAGCAGCACAGAGGCGUUUAAAGGCUGAAUUGGGAAUUCCCAUGGAACAGGUUCCUCCAGAAGACAUAAAUUAUCUGACCCGAAUUCACUACAAGGCUCAGUCUGAUAGUAUCUGGGGAGAACAUGAAAUUGAUUAUUUGUUUGUGAGAAAGAACGUGACUUUGAAUCCAGACCCCAAUGAGAUUAAAAGCUAUGAAUACGUGUCAAAGGAAGAGGUGGGAGAAAUGCUGAAAAAGGCAGCCAGUGGUGAAAUUAAGAUAACUCCAUGGUUUCAAAGUAUUGCAGAGGCUUUUCUCUUUAAAUGGUGGGAUAACUUAAAUAAUUUGAAUCAUUUGUUGACCAUGAGAAAAUACACAGAAUGUGAACGUGGAGAUGAAUAAUUAGUAAAGUACUAAAAAAUUUUUCUACUUAGUAAAACUUAAAAUGACUUUUUAAAAAUUUGGUUUCCCAUUUAACUCUUAUUGGAUACAUUAAUACUUUACAACCAGAAUUUGUGUGGAAAAGACAGCUGACUUAUUUGUAUCACACACCCCACAUAUAUGCACUGCUAUUUGUAAAGGACAUUUAUGAGAGAUUAUUAUUUUGUUGUUAAUCCUCACCCGAGGGUAUU